CUUUUUAUUCUGAGGAUGAUAGGAGGGUCCCGCUGGCACGGCCUUCCCUGCUGGAGUUCGCAUCCUGGCGCCCGCGGGGAGGGCUGGCGCGGGGAGGACGCGGUUCUGGCAGCGGGCGGCCUCAGCCGGUGCCGGCGGGCAGAGCAGUGGGCGGCGCAGGUGCCUCCCCACAGGGCCGGGGCGUGCUCGCGAGUCCUGCCCACCUGCUCUCCACGGGAAUUUCUAGGAGCAUCUGCGAAGCGAUGUGUGCGUCCGUCCUCCUCGUCCUCCCCAGCCAGGAUCCGAGCUGCCGAUGUGAGUCCACGGCAGGUGUCACGGCUGUGCCCGAAGGAGCUCGUGUGCCUCUGCUUUGCACGAGGGGAGCUGCACGCGCCGGCCUGGAGGAGCCCUGUAGGAGCCUGGUGGCCCUGCAGCGCGCGUGCGUGUCAGCCGAACCCAGGACUUUAUUCAAAGUUAAAGCUCCCCUUGCCCCCGCGACCCGGUGGCCGCAGCCCGGACGUCCCCACCACCGCCAAGGCCGGACAGACUGUGUGCAAAGAGCUUUGUGACGACGGGAGGGAGGCGCCGUCUGAGGAGCAGGGUCUGGUGCAGCAGGACAGCAGAGACCGGUCCCCGCAGCCACGAGCUCAACCGGCGACAGCCGGGACCGGCCCCGCGCCCUCCUCCACACCCGCCAGCAAGCCCCACGCGGGGAUCAACAGGAAACCUGGGGAGCCAAGAGGUCACCUGCCUGUUGCAGGGUCGUCUGGACACAGCCGAUGCCCGGGCACAGGCUGAGGCGGCAGCCACGUGUGCACACGGGACGGAAGCCUCUGCAUCGUCCACACACGUGGUGUCACGGGUCCCGUGCAGGGGUGGGGGGAGAGGGAGAGGGGGUCCUGGCCGGUCACCGAGUUACCAGCCCCGAGCCUGCAGCAGGGACCCUGAGCAGGAAGUGUGCGUGGCCCCAGGCCCACCUCCCCUCCAGUUGCCCGGAUUUGUGUAGACCCCUCGCUCGAGCUACUUUAGUUCCGCAGCUACUGUUAGUGGAUACCCCUGGGUAUAAGCUGGUUUUCAUAAAAUCGGCAGCAUCCAAA
Molecule: messenger RNA, 1076 nt
Organism: Canis lupus familiaris (dog)
Lineage: Eukaryota; Metazoa; Chordata; Mammalia; Carnivora; Canidae
Exons: 3
Coding region: 16-777 (253 amino acids)
Source: RefSeq, a predicted model, not a curated record